Molecule: messenger RNA, 3762 nt
Organism: Brassica napus (rape)
Lineage: Eukaryota; Viridiplantae; Streptophyta; Magnoliopsida; Brassicales; Brassicaceae
Product: small polypeptide DEVIL 22
Exons: 1
Coding region: 435-581 (48 amino acids)
Biological process (GO): negative regulation of cell population proliferation
Source: RefSeq, a predicted model, not a curated record
AUCUUUUGAAUACGAAUAGAGUAUUUUGAAAGAGAGUGUUAUCAAACGCACACAUAUUUAAACAAUUAUUUAUAGGAAAUAAUAAAGUAGUGAUGUUUGAUGAUUCCAGGAAAGUAUACUUCCUUGGAGAAUCAAAAAGAUUGAUACAUGCAAAUCCCAAUGUCAAUAAAUGAACCAAAACUCAGACCAUGUUCAUCUGUUCCUUUUUUCCUUCAUAUCCAAUUCAACUUUUCUCCCAAGAUCUCUCUCCUUCCUUCACUCUAUACAUACUCUUCAAUCCUUUUACAAUCUUCUUCACAACUCUCUCUUCUUUGACCCACAAAAGGGUUUUUUCUUCAUCAGCAUCAUCACAUUCUCUACAUACCGAAAGUUUCAACCUCUUCCUAUUCGCUCUUUAUUUUAUAUAGAUAGUAAAAAAAAUCUUGAUUGUAGUAAUGGCUGAGUUAAAGAGUAAGUUAAAUAAAGGUCACGCGUUUACAAGCAAAUGUGCUUCCUUGGUGAAGGAGCAACGUGCUCGUCUCUAUAUUCUUCGUCGUUGCGCUACAAUGCUCUGCUGCUGGUACAUCCAAGGCGAUGAGUAAUAAUGAGAUGAAUCUUUUCCUUAAUUAUCAUCCUAAAUGCUAUAUAUAUAUCUACAUGUCGCUAAUCGCUAGUUCUUGAAGCUCCAUAAACACUGAAGCUCUCCUUUGGCUGUUUGGCAUCUCCUACAAAGAAACUUUAUUUCUCUCUUUCUCAUCUGUUCUGAUGCUAAAUCCUUUUACACUCGACACGUUUUUUAACCUGAAAGAUCAAACUUUUAGGUUUUAUUUUUUGGUUUGUUUCAUGGGUGAGAGAGAGAGAGAGAUAGCAAGAGAUUUUAACCGCCAGUCAAGCAUACUAGAGAUGCUGAUAUUAUGUAAGAAACUGAAUAUCUUUGAAGUCCUUUGGUUGGUUUCACUUUGACAGGAGAAGACUGUUUUGGUUUCAUCAGUGGCAUAUCUUCUGUAACAUUUCCAGUUUCAUUUCUUGUUUCAUUGCAUCAUUUCCUGGGAAGAAAAAUAAGUCUAUGGUAUUGUUGAACCAUGUAGACAAAAGUAUUCUUCUGUACUAUCUCAAAUCUUUUAAUAAUACAACAAGAGCUUUCACUCUUCGCCAUCUAGAGAUCCCAAAUCCUACUGACCAUAGUUUUCGUAGUCCAAAGUUUCAUGUCUAUGAUCGCUAUACUGCUAGAUCCAGUAUUUGAAAAGAAACAUCAUGUAAAUGGGAACGUUGAACGCUGCAAUGACUAUGACAUCAUGAUUGUACGUAUAACAAAUCGUUUUUUUAAAUCCAAAUACCUUUUCGUACAGAGCAAAAUCACCUGUUGAAGAUGUAAAGUUAUGUCACUUGCUUGAUCGUUCAAGACUUCAAGUUAAUAUCCACAUGCCCAAAAUAAGACCAACAAGAAGUUUCCCACACAUUGACUAGCCAGAUAAAAUGUAAAUGGCAAGUUUAUAUUUCGUUGGUCAAGUAUGAGACCUCAAUAAAACGAAACACACAUGAUCAGAGAUGCUGAAAAUCAAGUUAUAAUAGAGCUUCGAAGAUGAGGACAAGUUUUUCAUGAUUAUUUUAUUAAACCCUUCAAAAUAUUCUAAUGCCACUUGUAUAUUUUUAUUGGUUUAUAUAUUUAUUUUUUUGUCAUCUGAUAGAUUAUAUUAAAACUGGUAAAAUUCAGUCGAAUACACAUAAGCCGGCAAGAAACACUUUUUUUCCGGAGCCACAAGAGGCAAAGAUCGAAAUCUUUCCGGAGUCAUAAAAGAAAACUACUAGAUAUCUAGGAAAAAGGAUGACCAGGAGUUCAAACAUAAGCCAAAAGUCGAGACAAAGGUGAGGGAGUAGACGUGAUGAUUGCACUCCAAGAUGAAGAGCGCAUCGAUCUCCAGAAGAAGGAUAGAAACAGGUCGAAGAAACUUCAGAGAAAUGGGUAGAGGACCUGAAAUGGACUCCUAUCCAAAGAACCAAAACACAAAGGCGGAGGAUUCUUAAAGUUUGUGCAGCAACGAGCCGGUACUUACAUCAGUCCAUCCAUAUCGUAACACAAGUGAGCACAAGUGGAUCUUCAAAAGAGACCCGAUGAAAGCCCUUAACACACACCACAAUAGAAGCCACUCCACAUGACCUUACACACGAACAAGGCUUACAAUAGCUCCUAUAAGACAUCCAAAAACCGAUGAUGAAGUGCUGCGACCGGAAGGAAGAGCCAAGAAACUGCUGAUGCCUUGCUUGAGAGUCUGCCAGACCAAGCCCACACAAUGAAGAACCCACAUCUGAACCAGCAAAGUAUUACCACUGCGAACCAGAAACCAGAUAAGGUCUAACACUGGCAGACCAACCCAAGCAGAAGAACAUCAACAGAAAAAGAGCAACUACACAGAAACAACUCAAUCGAGCAUAAAACCAAAGUUAAACUCAUCACAUAGAUCGGUUAAACGUGGCUCACAGUACUGAACACACCAGCAGCAAACACACACACCAUUACUAAAAGAGACCGGAACGGUACAAACUGAUAGAAGUCGAAGACGGAGACCCACAACCCAACGGCACGGCAAGGCACACCUUCGAACCAGACUCAAACCCAUCAGAUCUAUAAUUAGCUUCACCAUCGCCACAGACAGAGAAACACUACAAGAAAAUAUGAAUAUUGCUACCGCAGUAUUUGUCACAAUAUAUUUUUUUUCGUCAUAAAUUUUCUAUUGUGACCAAUGUGUGACAAACUAUAAAAAGUCACAAUAAAAUGGUCACAAGUUAGUUAACAAUUAGUCACAAUAUUGUGACAAACUAUUUUGACACAAAAAUUAGUCACAAUAUCCAUCUUUUUUUGUAGUGAAAUCCCGCCAUGACAACGAAGCCAACCUCACCAAGAACGAGCCAAACCCAACCACAAUUCUACCACACCCAAACGCCAACGCCGUCGGAGAGAAGCUUCAUCACCAACCACCACAGACCAAGCUUAAUAAGCUACAUAAGAACUAUUACUAGUAAAGAGAGCUCAUGGAGGCCUUCUCAUAGCUCAGCGGAGACCGCCGGCCGGAAAAUGCCUCAGAUCUAGAAGAUGAAGCAGAUGUUGCUUUUCACGCGAGAGAGAGAUAAGGUAGGGUUUUUUAAUUAAGAGAAUGUUUUAAUCAAUAAAUAAAUUCUUAUUGGUUUAUAUUUUUAUGCUUUACUUUAUGUAAUAAUUAUAUUAUUUUUAAUAAUAUCAUAUUAAUUAAAUAUUCAAUGAAACAAUAUUGCGGAUAAUGAUGCUCAACACCGUGCAAAUCAACCACACGUACUAGGCCUGGGAUUUUUAUCCAUAACCGAAUACCCGAACCGGAACCGACCCGAAAUGGACCGGUUCGGUUCGGUUUCGGUUCUAGGCAAUUUAUCCGAUGGGUAUUAGUGUUAAUUAUCCAUGGGUAUCGGUUCGGUUCCGGUUUUUACCCGAAACCGAAUGGGUACCCGUUUAACCCGAAUUCUAUGCUUAAAAAACAUAGAUUUGUAUCUUUCGAGGGUUGAACCCGGGUUGGAUAGGCAAAGCAACAACUGCAAUACCACUAGACUAGUUCAACUUCGUUGUAUUUAAUACAUAUUACUAAUAUAUAUACGAUUUCUAUUAACUUUUUUUAAAAAAAUAAAAUAAAUAAAUAAAAAACUGGUAUAUAAUUAUUUUAUUUUGUAAAUAUUUAUAUAAUUCACAUAAGAAACGGGUACCCGGAACCGACCCGAAACCGGUAGUACCCGAUCCGAAACCCGAACCGAAAUUUA